AUGGUUGCCUGUGUAUCUACAACAAGCACUGUUCUGCAACAAUACAGGAAGCUUCCUUCUUCGGGUCCAAGGGAGCUCACGCAAUCUAUGGUUCGCUCCAUUGAAGAGGCGGACAAGCCAAUAAAGCAGGGAAAGAGUACCGAGACUCAGAAGGAGACGAAGGUUACUAAACCAACUAAGGGGCAAACCCCGAAGAAGCGAAAAUCUGACAAGGCUGCUUUGUCACAGCCUCAACCGAAGAAACUGAAAAAGCCUACUCGGAGACUCAUACUCCAAUCUUCAACUGAUUCAGAAUCAGAGUAUGUUCCUCCCAAACACAAAUCUGUUCCUCCUUCAGAAUCUAAAAGCAAAAGCUCUGAUGAUGAGGCUUCGAGUCGAGGGGCUCAUUCUAAAGCUCCAACCCCACCUGUUACAACCGAACCACCACUAACAACCGAACCUCCUGUCACUACCAAACCCUUAUCCCUUACCCCAUCCACUGACACCAUAGUUCUAGGCAUUGAGGACUUGGAAUUUGAUUCCACUUAUUUCAAUCCUUACCGUGUACAAAGUGAUGAAGACGGCGAUGAACCUGUUACCAAGCGUCAUCUCAAUGCAGUCAACGACAAACUCGAUCAACUGCUUUCCUCCUCUUCAUCUGGGAUUUAUUCUGAUGCUGCUUUAAAGGCUCUGUGGCAGCUCAGAAAAAUUUCUCAAACUGUCAAUGCUUCGGUUGAUAACCUUCAGCGUUCUCUUCAAGCUGAACGGUCCAAACUUGAAUAUGCUUGUCAAGCAAUCGAAGCCGCCAAUGCUACUCUACACGACAAAGUUAAUGAAGCUUCGGUAAGUAAAAGAGACAAGAAGAAGAAGAAAAUUGGGGAGGAUGACACUGAUAAUGAAGAAGAUGUUUAUGAAAAGAAUCCCGAAAACCCUUUUCAAAAGACAAAAUCUUCUGUUAAAGAGCUUGAAGAAAAGUUCAAGCAAUACACGGAUGAGCUAUUACAGAAGCAAAAGGAAAAGGAGCUCCUGGAAAAGAAGAUGUCCAUUUUUCCUGAAUGGAUUCUCGAUUCGCUCCAAAUGUGUGCUAUCGAUGAACCAAGUAUACUUUGGCUUGAGCUGUGA
Messenger RNA from Lactuca saligna, 1101 nucleotides. The record is from the annotation of a GenBank genome assembly. Lineage: Eukaryota; Viridiplantae; Streptophyta; Magnoliopsida; Asterales; Asteraceae.